Messenger RNA from Siniperca chuatsi (mandarin fish), 2322 nucleotides. RefSeq names its product NADPH oxidase organizer 1a (gene noxo1a). The coding region runs from base 100 to 1686 and encodes 528 amino acids. Gene Ontology annotation, biological process: superoxide anion generation. The transcript is spliced from 8 exons. Gene Ontology annotation, molecular function: superoxide-generating NADPH oxidase activator activity; protein binding; phosphatidylinositol binding. The record is from RefSeq and is a predicted model, not a curated record. Lineage: Eukaryota; Metazoa; Chordata; Actinopteri; Centrarchiformes; Sinipercidae.
AGCAUCUCCGCUUCAGUCCCAAACCAGGCCGAGACUGAGAGGUUCCUGUUGCAGGUCACAGCUGGACUAUUCAACACACUUUGUCUCUGUCGUUUCAUCAUGGAGGCCCAGCGGUAUCCCAUCAGUGUCCGCGUAAUUGGAGUGAUGCACAAGGAGAACAGCAAAAUGUACAUGACCUCCGUGCUUUGGUCCGACCAGAACGAUAUUGUAGUUUACAGAACUUUUGGGGAUUUCAAGAAAAUCCACAAACAAAUGAAGAAAGCAUUCCCAUCUGCAAAUAAACUGAAAAAGUCCAACAGAGUCAUCCCCACAUUUCGAGACAAAAGUAUUAGGCGGGGCAGCCGGAGGAAGGGCCCCACCAAGUCACUACUGCGCCUCAAGUUCUUGCAGAAAUAUUGUAACGAGCUUCUGAGCUGCGACCCGCGGGUCUCUCAGUCUGCAGACCUCAUCCAGUUCUUCCACCCCAAAGACCAGGACCUGCAGCCGGAGUUCGCCAAGAACAGCAUCAUGAUCAUGCCAUCAGACGAUGACAUCCCCGAUGCGAGACAGGGCAGCAGUGGGAACGUGACCCAGCCGUUUGUCACGGAGACGUACAGAUGCGUGGCCUUGUACGAGACCAAAGACACCAAGAACAAACCCUUCAAAGUGACGGUGGACGAAAAAGUAGACGUGCUCAUCAAAGACAAAGCAGGGUGGUGGCUUGUGGAGAAUGAGGACAAGCAGAUGGCCUGGUUCCCCGCCCCCUACCUGGAGAAGCUAGAUGAUGAUGAUGACGAUGGAGACGAAGAUGAAAUAGAUGGGACUCCUGAAAGAGGAAUGCUGUACACCGCAGUCAAGAGCUACAAGGCCACCAAAGAGGACGAGAUAACCGUAGCCAUGGGUGCAGUGGUGGAGGUCCUGCAGCAGUCUGACCACGGCUGGUGGCUCAUCAGAUACAAUGGUAAAGCAGGUUACAUCCCUACCAUGUACCUGCAGCGCUACAACUACCCUCAUAUCCACAUGACAGCCCUCCAUCAAAAUCGUCGCGGCUCCUCCCCGCUCCAAGUCCCCUCCCCGAGCCUGGAACAGCAGUCCCACCUCUUGAGCCGCUCACAAGGAAACCUGCUACAACUUCCACUUGUCAGGUCCUCCUCACCCCGCCCGCCCCAAACAGACAGCAGGCAGAGAUCGCACUCUCUCAACAUCCUGUCUGAACAACCUCCUGCUCAGCCUGCAGCAAGCACCACUGCCUCUGCUACCACCACACCGAUGACCGCAAAGCACGAUCCUCCACCCACAAUCACGGUGGAGAUGGACGGAGCCAAAGAGCAACGUGGCAGAAGCCUGACAGGAGAUAGCGAGGGAAGCCUUGUGAGUGACAGCAGCUUCAGCGACGACCUCAGUGACGAACUCAGUUCGUCCUCAGCGAGCUCAACCUUCAACCUGAGUUACAGCGCCAAUGACGACCGGCUGCGUCUCAGCCGUACGCCCCCCUUGGUGAGCAACCGCCUCACCCCAACAAGCGGCUCAGAGGGGAAAAUGAUCCCCAGCGUCUCCGAUCCCAACCUCUACAAGGGCCCCAAAACACCUAAGGUGCCACCCAGACCGCAAGCCCAGGAGAUCCUCACCCGGUGUACCACUGUCACCCGCAAGAACGCAAGCAGAGGCACUCUGUCACCCACACAAACUGAGAUACUGAGUCGAUAAAGUUGCUAUUGAUACCAAUGUCAGCUUUAUUUUUAUUCCUAAGAAACCUUAUAGACUCUGUGGCCUAAGGACGGAGUGUUUAGAAAUGUAGUUGCAGAAUAGUUCCAUUAUAUAAUGAAAGAAUUAAGAGCCAUUGCACCAGAUAGUUAUGAAGUUGUGCCAACAUGAUUUUUUUUUCUAGUGAGGUUGACAGGAAUGUGACUUGUCAAACUGUCUUGUUAAUGUUGUUUGCAUGAUCUCUGACGAGUACACCAACAAGUAUGCAGAAACUGUACAAUGUACAAAGACCUUGCUUACGUCAGCAAAAUCACUAUAUAGAUGAUUAAUCAGGAUAUGCGAAACACUUAUAAUGCACCUCUUUACUGUUUUGAAUUAUCAUUUAUUUUCCAUACUGGAAACCUUGUGUUGUGCCUUAUAUGCAUUUUGACUGUGCUGAUGGCACAAAGGGAGAUUUGUUCUUGUGACUGUAGCAAAAGUAAAUGUUUGUCUGAAAUACCAGAGUGUGCAGACCGUUCUAUUUCCUGCUAAAGUGUGUAAUUAACCCUGAAUAUAUGCUCUUAUCUGACCAUGUAAAUUCUGGGUGCGUUCAUGUUACUGAAUAGCUUGACACAAAUAAAAGCAUUUUUGGGGAACUUA